CUGUACUCCAAGCUCAAGAUGGCGUCUCGUAGUGCUGUACUGUCCAUGUCCAAAAUAAUCAGUCCAUUUUGGGGUGGACGCCUUGGAAAUACGGUUAAAGUAUUCGGAACAACUGUAACAAGUCACAGGAAAAAGACCUCGCUCACUCCCCCUCCAGCAAAGUAUGGAGGCAGACACACUGUGACCCUCAUACCAGGAGAUGGAAUCGGUCCAGAGCUGCUCAAUCACGUCAGAGAAGUUUUCAGGUUCACCUGUGUGCCUGUGGACUUUGAGGUAGUACAUGUCAACUCUGCAUUGGAGACUGAGGAUGAUAUUAGUAAUGCCAUCACUGCCAUCCGCCGUAAUGGAGUUGCCCUCAAAGGUAACAUCGAAACCAAACAUACCAUGCCACCAUCUGUCAAAUCCAGAAAUAAUCUGCUUCGCACAAGCUUAGACCUGUAUGCCAAUGUGAUGCAUUGCCAGUCCCUCCCUGGAGUUCAGACUCGCCACAAGAACAUUGACAUCAUGAUCAUCAGGGAGAACACAGAGGGAGAGUACAGCAGUCUGGAGCACGAGAGUGUGUCAGGGGUUGUGGAGAGUCUCAAGAUCAUCACGAGGAACAAUUCCCUCAGGAUUGCUGAAUAUGCCUUCCGAUUGGCCAGGGAGAAAGGACGGCGCAGGGUCACCGCUGUUCACAAGGCCAACAUCAUGAAGCUUGGUGAUGGCUUGUUCCUGCAGUGUUGCAAAGAAGUGGCCUCUGGUUACCCAGACAUCACUUUUGACAGCAUGAUUGUGGACAACACCACCAUGCAGCUGGUGUCCAAGCCUCAGCAGUUUGAUGUGAUGGUGAUGCCUAAUCUGUAUGGGAACGUGGUGAGCAAUGUGUGCGCAGGCCUUGUGGGAGGGCCUGGCCUUGUGCCCGGGGCCAAUUAUGGUCAUGCCUACGCUGUCUUUGAAACGGCCACAAGGAACACAGGGAAGAGUAUUGCAGACAGGAACAUUGCUAACCCCACUGCCAUGCUGCUAGCCAGUUGCAUGAUGCUGGACCACCUGAACCUUAACGACCAUGCAAGUUUGAUCCGAAAUUCAGUCCUCACUACCAUGAAUGAAACCAGGUUGCACACAGCUGAUAUCGGGGGUCAGGGCACCACAUCAGAGGUGGUCCAGUCCAUCAUGAGGAACAUCCAGAGUAAAGGGCAGUUCACAGCUGAUCUCUAAACCACCUAUGACGACACUGUACUCACACACAGACACACUCACUUAUCAGGGGUGUAGGUGUGAGUUUGAACAGGUGUCUCUAUCCAGAACAGGUGCAUAGUAUGAGAGAGGAUGUCCAUGCAUGUCAGUUUCCAUAGCGUCAGGUCUUAUCACUGAUGUUUUCUUUUUUUCCCUUCUUGUUAACACAGCUCAUCGACCAAUCUGUAUGAACAAACCUUUGUCAACAGCUGUGUGUUUCACAUAUCAUAAUGACCUUUUGAUUAAAUUCCAUUGUCACUCUUGUUAAAUGAUAAAUGUUACUGUAAGCAUCAGUCUAUUUCCUGAGUUCACCGGGUUUAUUCAGUUGGAAAUCUGUGUUCUGACAAAUUGUUAUGGAACAUGAAAUGGCAGGAUAUCAGUCACCACAUUGUGACAUUAUUAAUAUUUUAGCUUUUCCAAAGCCCCUCAUUGUUGUAUCAUUAUUUAUUUUCCAAUUUUGUUACAGCCUUUUCCACCAAUCUGCAAUUUUUCAUUUAAUGCCUUUUUUGUCACCCUAACUUAAAUAUCAAGUUGUGUACUGUACUGUCCUGUAUGUUCAUAUCAGAUCAAUUGUACUAUAUGAUUGGUGAUGUAGCUAUUUCAUCUAUACUGUACUAAACAAAUAGAGUAAUGCUUGUGCCAUAAUAAUCUUUUCACAGAUGUGUGGAUCACAUCACAAAGAUGUACUGUUGUCUUAAAUUCUAACCAGAUAAGAGCUCUUAAAGUCGGAAAUGAAAAGGUUUUAUCAUGCCCGUGGGUUGCAUAUAUAUUGUAUAACGUAUAUAGUAUCAAUAAAGAAAUGGUCAACCUUAAACUGA
Messenger RNA from Scomber japonicus (chub mackerel), 2033 nucleotides. RefSeq names its product isocitrate dehydrogenase [NAD] subunit gamma, mitochondrial-like. The record is from RefSeq and is a predicted model, not a curated record. Gene Ontology annotation, cellular component: mitochondrion. NCBI's taxonomy places the organism in Eukaryota, Metazoa, Chordata, Actinopteri, Scombriformes, Scombridae. Gene Ontology annotation, biological process: tricarboxylic acid cycle; isocitrate metabolic process. Bases 19 to 1197 code for a protein of 392 amino acids. Gene Ontology annotation, molecular function: oxidoreductase activity, acting on the CH-OH group of donors, NAD or NADP as acceptor; magnesium ion binding; NAD binding. The transcript is spliced from 12 exons.